AUGAGCAUCUCGGCGGAAAAGUCCACUUACCGAUGGUUUCAGCCCUCGAAUAGGCAAUCGGACGACGAUCUCAAGCUGAAGAAGUCGACAGACGACGCACCGGUGGCUUUAAGCUUUCAAGAACAGGCGCGCCAGCGCUCAAAAACCGAAGAAGCGACUCGCGCCUCUGUACAGGCUUUGAAAAAACGAGCAAAGGAAGCUCGGAGGGCCAAACUCGAAUCAAAGACUCGUAACGUCGCCGAACCUCUUGAGGAUGCCCUGCAACUACCAGAGUCAAUAGUAGAAUCUAAUGAGGAAGAGGAGGAGGAGUCGUCAGAGCCCCUGACCAAGAAGGGCAAGUUCAAAGACUGUGAUGAAUUCCAUUUGGCUGACACCUUUGACUUCCGUCAGUACCUUCCGAAAGAGAUGCUUGAGGAGGAUAAAGAGGAGGAAGACGAACAGGUUGGUUCGGAUGAUGAGGCAGACUUCGAGGAGGAAGAGAUGUCUCGUGCAAUCAUGGAGGGAUACAUAGACUCUGACGAAGGAUAUCAUGGCAGCGAUGAACAGAGGCCAGUCAAGAAAGGCAAGAAGGCAAAGUUAGAUAAGGCGAAGGCUACUGUCGACUCGCAAGAGACCAAACCAGCCAACCGCAGAGGCGGUCGUCGAGUACGAAAGAAACAUUCCGCAGUGCCCAGGGUGGUUAUCCUGGACCGCACUGGCACAGAGGCAGUCCGCGCCAGAACAGACGCCUUUGUUACCGAACGGCUCUUCUCCCCCGACGCCAAGGGUCCCUUCAUCCGACGCAUGAAGCCCACCACCUUAGAGGCGCUCUCAGCCAAGAAACGGAUCCCUUUCAAGAAAAAGUAA
Molecule: messenger RNA, 846 nt
Organism: Dibothriocephalus latus
Lineage: Eukaryota; Metazoa; Platyhelminthes; Cestoda; Diphyllobothriidea; Diphyllobothriidae
Source: the annotation of a GenBank genome assembly